GACACACAACACACAUCCAUACCCCUCCAAACACAACAAUGAAAGACCGCCACGGCUGGGACGGGAAACUCCGCGUCGGCGGCGCCGCCGCCGUCGACGAGCAGCAGCCCCCCAAAGAAGCCAUCAUCACCAACCCCGAAGCUCUCGAAGAUCCCGAUUACUCCGACUCGGAUGCGCCGCCCGUGGAGGAGAUCCAGGCUGAUGAAGAUUUGUUAGAAGAUGAGGAUGUGGAUACCGAGGAGAUCGAUUUGGUACAUUGUCGGAUAACUUCGCUGCCGGCGUUGAAGUUGGAGCGGUUUGAGAAGGUUAAGAGAAUAUGCCUCCGCCAGAACCAGAUCUCGCGCAUCGACUUCCCGACCCCCGUCGCCAAAUCGCUGACCGAACUCGACCUCUACGACAACCUGAUCUCCCACAUCAAAGGGCUGGACGAGUUCGAGAACCUGACGAGUCUGGAUCUGAGCUUCAACAAGAUCAAGCACAUCAAGAACGUCGCGCACCUGGUCAAGCUGACGGAUCUGUACUUCGUGCAGAACAAGAUCUCCAAGAUCGAGGCGCUGGAGGGGUUGACGGUCCUGCGGAAUUUGGAGCUGGGGGCGAAUCGGAUUCGGGAGAUUGAGAAUCUGGAGACACUACAAGCAUUGGAGGAACUGUGGUUGGGAAAGAAUAAGAUUACAGAGUUGAAGAACCUCGACGCCCUGCAAAACCUCCGGAUCCUCUCCAUCCAAUCGAACCGCCUCACCCGCAUCAGCGGGCUGUCCGCGCUCCACAACCUCGAGGAGCUCUACCUCUCGCACAACGCGAUCACGGAGCUCGGCGGGCUCGAGGACAACCGGGCGCUGCGGGUGCUGGACUUCUCCAACAACCAGGUCUCCAAGCUGGAGAACCUGGCGCACCUGACGAACUUGGAGGAGCUGUGGGCGUCGAACAACCAGCUGGCCAGCUUCGACGAGGUGGAGCGCGAGCUGCGCGACAAGGAGCAGCUGAAGACGGUGUACUUCGAGGGGAACCCGCUGCAGAUGCGGGCGCCGGCCCUGUAUCGCAACAAGGUGCGGUUGGCGAUCCCGCACAUCAUGCAGGUGGACGCAACGUAUAUGCGCGUUGCAUGAUGUCCAGGAAUGUCCAGGAAUGUAGGGGGGGGGAAGAGUAUGAGUAUACGAACAGGUCGAGAUAUCUGCUCGCAACCCAGGAACCACUGGAAUAGAUAAUAAUCUUCUUGAUCCAAACACGUGACUCGCGCCCUGAAUCCUGAGAAUAAGGCUAUGAUAUACGAUAUGCAUAUACC
Aspergillus aculeatus ATCC 16872 is the source of this 1282-nucleotide messenger RNA. Its product is annotated as putative protein phosphatase PP1 regulatory subunit Sds22. NCBI's taxonomy places the organism in Eukaryota, Fungi, Ascomycota, Eurotiomycetes, Eurotiales, Aspergillaceae. The transcript has 7 exons. The coding region runs from base 39 to 1106 and encodes 355 amino acids. The record is from RefSeq and is a predicted model, not a curated record. Gene Ontology annotation, molecular function: protein binding.